Messenger RNA from Onychomys torridus (southern grasshopper mouse), 621 nucleotides. Its product is annotated as apolipoprotein L3-like. Gene Ontology annotation, molecular function: lipid binding. The transcript is spliced from 3 exons. Gene Ontology annotation, cellular component: extracellular region; membrane. NCBI's taxonomy places the organism in Eukaryota, Metazoa, Chordata, Mammalia, Rodentia, Cricetidae. The record is from RefSeq and is a predicted model, not a curated record. The coding region runs from base 58 to 621 and encodes 187 amino acids. Gene Ontology annotation, biological process: lipid transport; lipoprotein metabolic process.
CCUUGUGUGAAGCUCCUGGUGAGAUGAUUGCAGACCCUGAUGGAGAAGAAGAUGUGAAUGAAGAGGCACUCCAAAGUGACCUGCAGGACAAGACCAGGAGUUGGUCUGUCCUGUUACAUGAAAGAGAAGAUUUCCUUGCAUGAGGCUCUUGGUGAAAGGGUUAGAGAUCCUGAUGGAGAGAAAGAUGUCUGUGAAGAUGAGCUCCAAAAUGACCUGCAGGACAAGACAGGGAGGAAAAAGAAAGAUGACUUGUGUGAAGCUCCUGCUAAGACCAUAGUGGAUCCUGAUGUAGGUGAUGACAGCAAGCUCCAAAAUGACCCGCAGGAGAAGAAAAAGUUUUUGGAAGUUUAUCCUCAGGUGAAACUGGAGCUUGAGCAGCAGAUCAGGAAGCUGCACACCCUUGCAGACAAGAUUGACAAGGUACACAGGGACUGCACCAUCACACAAGUGGUGGCCAGCUCCACUGGUGCUGUGUCCGGAGUCCUGACCAUCCUGGGUCUCGCUCUGGCACCCGUGACAGCAGGAGUCAGUCUGGGACUUUCAGCCACAGGCUUGGGACUGGGGGCAGCAGCAGCUGUGACUAGUGUGACCCAGAAAAGAGUGUCCUGUUCCACAUACUAG